Molecule: messenger RNA, 369 nt
Organism: Camellia sinensis
Lineage: Eukaryota; Viridiplantae; Streptophyta; Magnoliopsida; Ericales; Theaceae
Source: RefSeq, a predicted model, not a curated record
AUGCCACCAGGGACUUUGGCUCAGCAUUUGUUUGAGUGGGGUAAACUUGGGUACUCUCCUCUUGCUUGGAAGCAGAGGGUGACAAUGGCAUUGGAUGUGGCCAGAGGGGUGGAGUAUCUUCACAGCUUAGCACAACAAAAUUUCAUUCAAAGAAAUUUAAAACCCUCUAAUAUACUUAUUGGGGAUAACAUGAGAGCCAAGGUUGCAGAUUUUGGUCUGGUUAAAAAUGCACCUGAUGGGAACUUAGUGUUUGCUGGAAUGAAGAUCAAGUACAACAAAUGUGGGUUGAGGGAUGUACAGGAGGAAAUGAAGGUAUAUGUUGCAACCAUGGUGUGUGGGUUGAGUGAUGGGAGCUUAUAUAUUGUGUGA